This is a messenger RNA of Trichomonas vaginalis G3, 690 nucleotides long. RefSeq names its product acetylation-dependent protein binding. The coding region runs from base 1 to 690 and encodes 229 amino acids. Gene Ontology annotation, cellular component: RSC-type complex. NCBI's taxonomy places the organism in Eukaryota, Parabasalia, Trichomonadida, Trichomonadidae. The transcript has a single exon. The record is from RefSeq and is a predicted model, not a curated record. Gene Ontology annotation, biological process: chromatin remodeling. Gene Ontology annotation, molecular function: protein binding.
AUGAAUGAUUAUGAAACAGAUUUCGCACUUGAAGUCAUUGAUGCUUUAAUACGGCGGCCAGAAGCUGCUUCGUUCAUCGAUCCAGUAGAUGUGGAAUCUGAUUUUGCAGAAGAUUACUAUCGGCGUAUAAAAAAACCGAUUGAUAUUACAACCAUUAGAACAAAAAUUGCAACAAAAAUAUAUAGUCGUAGUAGUGAAUGGAAAAGCGAUCUGGAGCUGUUAUUUAAGAACGCAAAAUCUUAUUUUGGAGAAAAUAGUUACAUUGGUUAUUUGACUUUGGAUUUAGAAAAGUAUGCGAUGAAGCUAAUUAACUCCGAAGAAACAAUGACUACUGUAGAUAGAAUGAAUGCAUUUGGAUCAAUCCAGAUGAAAUUCGAAAAUUGGGUUAAAAAAUCUCCAGAUAAGAUUGUAAGUUACUUUGAUACAUACAGCGACGAUGAUCCGGAAAGGAUCUUAAAUAAAAGUGAAGUAAAUGCGUUUAUUAGAGCAUGUUCGAUGCUACCAAAUCCAAAAGAUGCACGAGCUCUAUUUGGAAUUAUACAAUAUGUUAACCCAAAUAUAUACCCUGUAUCUGAAAAUAUAAUUGUAAAUUUAACGGAUGUCAAUAAUUUAGCACUACAUAUUAUGAAAUUUUACGUAGAGAAGCGGUUCGAAGAGGAGGGUUUAGAAUAUCCUACAGAUGACGAUUAA